This is a messenger RNA of Cucumis melo (muskmelon), 896 nucleotides long. RefSeq lists its product as uncharacterized. The transcript has 2 exons. Bases 247 to 756 code for a protein of 169 amino acids. NCBI's taxonomy places the organism in Eukaryota, Viridiplantae, Streptophyta, Magnoliopsida, Cucurbitales, Cucurbitaceae. The record is from RefSeq and is a predicted model, not a curated record.
UCGACAAAUUCAAAAGCCACUAAGCAUCAGUGGACAACCAUUGAGGACGAGGCGUUAGUUGAGUGCUUACUACAACUAGUGGAGGAAGGUGGUUGGAGGGCUGAUAAUGAAACAUUCAAACCGGGAUAUUUGGUAUAAGUACAAAAACUAAUGAAAGAAAAAAUUCUUGGAAGCAACAUACAAGUGACUCCAAAUCUAGAGUCGAGAGUAAAAAUUUUAAAGAAGUAGUACACUGUCAUAGCAAAGAUGAUGAGGCUAGCUUAUAGUAGGUUUGGCUGGAAUGAGGAACGUAAGUGCAUUGAGGCAGAGAAAUCCGUGUUCGAUGACUGGGUUAAGGGACACCCCAAUGCUCGAGGCCUACUAAAUAAAGCAUUUCCUUACUUCUAUGACUUGGAAGUUGUGUUUGGUAGAGAUAGAGCUACUAUUGGUAGAUGUAAGACACCUGUUCAAAUGGGCUCACAGAUUGCAAAAGAUACUGAGGAAGAUGACAUGGACAUUAAUCUUGAAGACUUUGAUAUUCCAAAUCCACAUGGACUCGAGCCACCUUCGGGGGAGGACAUGACAUCCACUCCAACAAGUAUGGCACAUGAUGCGGGAUCAUCUAGGCCAAGUAAGAAAAGACGGUCAUAUUCAGGGGACCUCGUGAACACAUUUCAUGCAAGUAUGCGAGAAACUUCCAAGGAAAUUGGAAAGAUUGCUGCAUGGCAGAGAGAAAAGAGAAAUAGAAUCAUCCCUACACAAACAAUUAUAUGCUGAAUUACAUACUAUUCCUGGAAUGGAUGUGGAUGAUUGUUUAAUUGUAGUCGAGUCUUUAUUACCUGAUCCCACGAUGUUGCACGCAUUUCUUGACUACCCAGCAGAAUGGAAGUAUAGAAAAUGCAUGCGUAUCUUAGGAA